Molecule: messenger RNA, 702 nt
Organism: Caenorhabditis remanei
Lineage: Eukaryota; Metazoa; Nematoda; Chromadorea; Rhabditida; Rhabditidae
Exons: 7
Coding region: 1-702 (233 amino acids)
Source: RefSeq, a predicted model, not a curated record
AUGCAUUCCGUUGCAUUAACUCUUCUUGUACUGGUCGGAGCCUCGCAAGCAGCUCUUCUCCUUCCAUACACUCUUCCAGAUGACGUGAUUCAAUUGAUGGCUUUCCGUGAGCAGCCACAAAAUGCUGCAAUCUCAACUUGUAAUGAUGUUCAAUUCAACUAUUGUCAAGCAACUUUCAAUAAAUUCUUCGGAAUGGAUGAUUCCAUCUCUUGGCGUAAUGGAACCUACAUUUUCAACACUGUUCAGAAAUAUUUGAUGAUGAAUGUGACUGAGUUGGUGAAGGUUUGCAACACCCGUACUCAAUUCUACCAAUGCCUCGGAACUUCUUACUACCCAUGCAUGAAUCUCUACACUCUUCUCAACAAACCUCAACCAGAUUUUCCUAAUGCCUUCGAUUACGUCAGAACUUUCCGUGGACUCGAGUGGAUGUGUGUCGGUGGAUUCAGCGAAGUCGUCGCUCAAUGGGGAUGUCUUGGAACUUUCCCAACAACUAACGCCUACCUGAACUGUAUUGCUAACUUCAAUCAGACCGUUGCAGCUAACAACUUCUGUCCAGCCGUUCAACAAACUGGAGCCUGUUUGAACGACGCCUACAAUGCAGCUUGCGGAGCUCCUGGAUCUGGAUAUUUCGGAUGCGAAAACUUCCGCAUCACAUUCGAUAACUCUUGCUGGGGACUCAGAUGCAUGGUUGAUUCCCAAUAA